GGAGCAUCUGGUGCUGCUUGUCUCCCCGCGCGCCAUCCUUUUCAGUUUCUGCCUUCCCUACUUACCUACAUACUCUACCUGCCUAAGGUUAAAGCGGGCGUAUACUAGACACGAAAUUGGAAGCAGAAUAUGGUUCGAGGCUCCGUCUCCACCUAUCGCCUGAGGAGCGACCAUCUCGAGGAGUAUUUAAAGUCCCAGUUCCCCGGCUAUGAGAAAUUUGGCGUCCAACUCUCGGCAGAUGGCAAGGAGUUCUAUACUUUUAACACGCCUGCCGCUUUGACAGAGGAGCAGCUGAAGUAUAUCGAUGAGCAUGUGCGGCUUAAGCAUGAUGAUGACGCCGAUUUUCUCUAACUUUGAGUUCGCUAGAGCCUUGGUACCAGCAAGGUCAGACAGAAAUCGAUCAGUGAGGGGUAAACCGCGAGGCUUUUGAGACUCAUCUGUGCUGUACAGUACAUAUAGU
Molecule: messenger RNA, 460 nt
Organism: Thermothelomyces thermophilus ATCC 42464
Lineage: Eukaryota; Fungi; Ascomycota; Sordariomycetes; Sordariales; Chaetomiaceae
Exons: 3
Coding region: 130-351 (73 amino acids)
Source: RefSeq, a predicted model, not a curated record